Molecule: messenger RNA, 3198 nt
Organism: Macrobrachium nipponense
Lineage: Eukaryota; Metazoa; Arthropoda; Malacostraca; Decapoda; Palaemonidae
Product: methionine synthase-like
Exons: 15
Coding region: 139-3183 (1014 amino acids)
Biological process (GO): homocysteine metabolic process; tetrahydrofolate metabolic process
Cellular component (GO): cytosol
Molecular function (GO): zinc ion binding; cobalamin binding; methionine synthase activity
Source: RefSeq, a predicted model, not a curated record
UUGUAAUUCAUUCCCUUUACUGUUAGUUAUCUUGACAAUUCUUUUCAGGUGUCAGGUACCAUAGUUGACAAAUCUGGAAGAACUCUUUCUGGUCAGACAGGCGAUGCUUUUGUUAUCAGCAUCUCUCAUGCACAGCCUAUGUGCAUCGGUUUGAAUUGUGCCCUUGGAGCUGUAGAGAUGCGUCCAUUUAUUGAAAAUAUUGGCUUGAAUACAAAAUCUUUUGUGAUAUGUUACCCCAAUGCUGGCCUACCAAAUACAUUUGGAGAAUAUGAUGAAACACCAGAGACUACAGCAAAUCACAUUAAAGAAUUUGCUUUAGAUGGACUGGUUAAUGUGGUUGGAGGGUGUUGUGGUACUACUCCUGAUCAUAUAAGAGCAAUUGCUGACACUGUAGCAACAAUCAAGCCCCGAGUUCCUCCACAGGAUUUAUAUGAGGGAGUGCAGUUGCUGUGUGGUUUGGAACCUACACGGAUCACUACCAACACAAAUUUUGUUAAUAUUGGUGAGAGAUGCAAUGUGGCAGGCUCAAGAAAAUUCUGUCGUCUAAUAAAGGAUGGAAAUUAUGAAGAAGCUCUUGCUAUUGCAAAAAUGCAGGUGGAAAAUGGAGCUCAAAUUUUAGACGUAAAUAUGGACGAAGGGCUGCUUGAUGGCAAGGCAGCAAUGACACGUUUUCUGAAUUUAGUAGCAACAGAACCUGAUAUCUGUAAAGUCCCAAUCUGUAUAGAUUCUUCCAACUUUGAGGUAAUUGAAGCUGGUUUAAAGGUCACCCAGGGUAAAUGUAUUGUGAAUUCGAUAUCCCUAAAGGAAGGAGAAGAUGACUUCCUUCAAAAAGCUCGUAAGAUAAAGAAAUAUGGUGCUGCAGUGGUUAUCAUGGCUUUUGAUGAAAAAGGUCAGGCUGUGGACAGUGAAAAUAAAAUCAAGAUAUGUCAGAGGUCUUACAAGUUGCUCACUGAAAAAGUUGGAUUCAAUUGCAACGACAUCAUCUUUGAUCCAAACAUUUUAACGAUAGCUACAGGUAUUGAAGAGCACAAUACUUAUGGUAUCAGUUUUAUAGAAGCUACUAAAGUUAUAAAGGCUACUUGUCCUGGUGCAAGAGUCAGCGGAGGUGUAAGUAAUUUUUCUUUUUCUUUCCGUGGGAAAGAAACAAUACGUGAAGCUAUGCAUUCAGUAUUUUUAUAUCAUGCCAUUAAAGCUGGUAUGGACAUGGGUAUUGUGAAUGCAGGCUGUUUACCUCUCUAUGAUGACAUUGAGAGGGAACUUCUAGAACUUGCCGAAGCAUUAUUAUGGAACACAGAUCCAGAGGGUACAGAAAAGCUACUGGCCUAUGCUGAAAAGAAUACUACCCAAACAAAGAGUGAUAAUCUCGUUGACGACUGGAGGUUAAAGAGUGUAGAGGAACGGUUAAAACAUUCACUUGUGAAAGGUAUAGAUAAAUUCAUUGAAAUGGACACAGAAGAGGCAAGAGCUAAUACCGAAAAAUAUCCUAGACCAUUAAAUGUUAUUGAAGGCCCAUUAAUGAACGGUAUGAGUGUCGUUGGAGACCUUUUUGGCAGCGGUAAAAUGUUCCUUCCUCAAGUUAUUAAAUCAGCACGAGUAAUGAAGAAGGCGGUUGGGUAUUUAAUUCCAUUUAUGGAAGAAGAACGUCAAAGAAAACUGAAAGAAUCAGGAAGCAUUGCUUUGGAAAGUGAGAGGUAUAAUGGUACGAUUGUUCUAGCAACUGUUAAAGGCGAUGUUCAUGAUAUUGGUAAAAAUAUUGUGGGUGUCGUCCUUGGAUGCAAUAACUAUCGAGUUAUAGAUCUGGGUGUGAUGUGUUCUUGUGAUAAGAUUUUGGAGUGUGCUAUUGCUGAAAAGGCAGACAUUAUUGGACUCUCUGGACUUAUAACGCCAUCCCUCGAUGAAAUGAUAUUUGUUGCUAAGGAAAUGGAGAGAUUAGGACUGCAGGUUCCUCUUUUGAUUGGGGGAGCAACAACAUCCAGAACCCACACAGCAGUAAAGAUUGCCCCUCGAUAUAAGCAUCCUGUUGUCCAUGUUAUUGAUGCAUCCAAAAGUGUAGUUGUGUGUUCAUCUCUAAUGGACAAGACUGUGUAUGACGAUUAUAUUGAUGAGCUCAAUGAAGAUUAUGAAGGGAUAAGAGAGGAACAUUAUGAGAAUCUUCGGGAAAAGAAGUUUGUAAGCUUAUCAGAGGCUAGGGAAAAGAAGUUCUCCAUAGAUUGGGCGAGUGAGCCUUUACCUGUACCACCAAAGUUAUUGGGAGUGAAGGCUUUCAAAGACUAUGAUCUAAAUCUUCUCGUGCCAUACAUCGACUGGAAACCAUUCUUUGAUGUAUGGCAACUCCGUGGAAAAUAUCCAAAUAGAGGUUAUCCCAAAAUUUUUAAAGAUGCUACUGUAGGGGGUGAAGCCAAACGUGUCUUUGAUGAUGCACAGAGACUCCUUUCUACUAUUAUCGCUGAAGGAACUUUAAAAGCACAUGGUAUUGUUGGGUUUUAUCCAGCUAAUGCUGUAGAUGAUGACAUUGAAGUUUACAGUGAUGAGUCAAGAUCGCAGAUUACUGCAAGACUACAUGGACUGAGGCAGCAGGCUGCCAAGGAAAGUCAUACUCCAUUUUGCUGCAUUUCGGAUUUCAUUGCUCCUAAAGAAACUGGAAUAAAGGACUACAUUGGAAUGUUUGCUGUUUCUGCUGGAUUUGGAACAGAGAAGCUGUGUAAUCAAUUUCAAGCAGAUUAUGAUGAUUAUAAUAUCAUCCUAGUCAAAGCAAUUGCUGACAGAUUAGCAGAAGCCUUUGCUGAGGAACUUCAUGAAAGAGUAAGGAAAGACUUGUGGGGCUAUGCCAGUGAGGAGUAUUUGGAAGCUAAUGAUCUACAUAGGGUUAAAUAUCAGGGCAUUCGUCCUGCACCUGGCUAUCCAAGCCAGCCUGACCACCAGGAGAAGAUUACUAUGUGGAACCUUAUGAAUGCUGAAGAGCUGACAGGUAUCGGGUUGACAGAGGCUCUAGCCAUGACCCCAGCAGCCUCUGUCUCAGGAUUAUAUUUUGCCAAUCCAAAGAGUUUUUACUUUGGUGUUGGUAAAAUUGAAAAAGAUCAGGUAAGUUUAGAUGGUGGCAUCAUUUAUGAUAACUUUUGCCACUAUCAGACAGUUAAAGUGGAUUGUAUUAUUACAAAGCACUAUAAUUCUGUGAUUCUUUAAAAUCCUUUGAAAACU